Messenger RNA from Schistosoma turkestanicum, 2064 nucleotides. The record is from the annotation of a GenBank genome assembly. NCBI's taxonomy places the organism in Eukaryota, Metazoa, Platyhelminthes, Trematoda, Strigeidida, Schistosomatidae.
GGAAGGUCGAAACUACCUCUAGGCCAUUGAAUGCGCAAUUUUAAGACUAGAUGCAACGGAGGUUCAGUGACUUAGAUGGUGUUUUACGUGGAAUUAGGGUAGUAGUAAAUGCUACAUUGAAGGAGCAAACGCUUAGAGCCUCGUGGGCCUGGUCGAAAUCCGAAUACCGUGACAUCCUGGCCAAUGUAUCAAAGUCUCUUCUUAGUAAAAUAAGCGACCAGAAUCUAUCUCAGACUGCUAGUUAUAUAGCUGGAAGAAUAUGGCUCUUAAACCAGCAAAAUUUGAUUAUUGCCAAUUCACUAAUUUUACCUAAACUCUCUGAGAGUUUCGGGUUUGCAGCCUCAAGUAAUGCUAGUGAUAAAGGAAGCAGCUCCGACCCGAUUACUGAUAUAAAAACGUCAAAGCCUGAAAGUCAAAACAAUUCAGCUGAACUCAAUGUUAGGAAACCACUUCCUCUUCAGAACUUCACAAUCCCUUCUCCACCAACUCUAGACCAAAAAGCGCUCUCUAAAGAAAGGCACGUACCGUCAUCACGUAUAGGAAGAGUAGCUGGAUUUGGAAAUUUGGCAUUUAGUCUUGGUGUUGGAGCUGCUACUGAGUGGGCGAAACAAAAAGUUGGAUAUUCUGCCUCUGGUGCUUCAGCUUCACCAUCAAAUUUGUUUUUAACUGAUGCUAAUCUUGAGAAAAUCGUGGACACAUUGUGUCGUAUGCGUGGAGCUGCUCUUAAGCUUGGACAAAUGUUGAGUAUCCAAGAUGAAAGUUUUGUUAGUCCUCAGGUCCAAAAAAUAUUUGAACGUGUAAGACAGGCAGCGGAUUUCAUGCCUGCUAAACAAAUGAGAAAAGUUCUUACAGCGGAGCUUGGCGAGAAUUGGGAUAAAUAUGUCAGUAACUUUGAGGAGAAACCUUUUGCCGCAGCAAGUAUCGGCCAGGUUCACAGAGCAACACUUAAGGAUGGAAGAAUUGUAGCAAUUAAAAUACAAUAUCCAGGUAUAGCAGACAGCAUCGAUGCAGAUAUUAAUAAUUUGACAUCACUUUUAAGUCGUUUUAAUCUCCUUCCACGCGGUUUAUUUGCUGAAAAAGCAAUUGAAGUUGCCAGAAAAGAAUUAAGAGCGGAAUGUGAUUAUCUACUUGAAGCAGUUUAUGGUAAACGUUUCACUCAGCUAUUAGAGGAUGAUCCGGUUUUUCAAGUUCCACAAGUAAUUGAUGAGCUGACAACAAGUCGUGUGUUAACCACUGAAUAUAUGGAUGGAUUAGUGCUAGAUGAUUGUAUUAGCCUUCCACAAGAUGUGAGAAAUUGGCUUGGUGAACAACUGUUACGUCUAUGUUUAAAGGAGUUGUUUGUAUUCCAUGUUAUGCAAACUGAUCCAAACUGGUCUAAUUUCUUGUACAAUCCUCAAACAGGCAAAAUUGUUUUAUUGGAUUUUGGAGCUUCCAGAGAAUAUAGCAAAUCAUUUGUUGAUACAUAUAUUCGUUUGAUUCAUGCUUCAGCGGAACAUGAUGAAAAAACCAUACUUGAAUUAUCGAAAGAUUUAGGCUUUUUAACUGGUUACGAAACUAAACUUUUACAACAAGCACAUGUCAAUGCAGUCGGUAUAUUGGGUGAAGCAUUUGCAUCAGAAAAAGAUUUUGAUUUUAGUCAACAAUCAACCACUAAACGUAUUAGUCAUUUAAUACCAGUUAUGCUUGAGCAUAGAUUAAGUCCACCACCGGAAGAAAGUUAUUCAUUACAUCGGAAAAUGUCUGGUUGUUUUUUAUUAUGUAGUAAAUUAAAAGCUAUCGUUAAUUGUCGUCCAUUAUUUUAUGAAAUAUGGAAUAAUUAUCAUUUUUCUAAUGAUAACAACAAUACUAUUAAUAAUCAUAAUACUAGUAAUUAGUAGUAGUAGUAAUAUUACUCUUAUUCACUGGGUUAAAAUAUCUUUUAUUCAUUUAUAUAUAUGUCUAUUUAAAAGAAACUGUCUUUUGAUCAUUGAUUGAUCAUUGUCGUUUGUACUUUAUUUAUAAUGUUUGAUAUAUAUAUAUAAUGAACACUGAUAACAGUAAUAAUGCUAACUACCAUUGUUUUUU